Molecule: messenger RNA, 1061 nt
Organism: Symphalangus syndactylus (siamang)
Lineage: Eukaryota; Metazoa; Chordata; Mammalia; Primates; Hylobatidae
Product: translation initiation factor IF-2
Source: RefSeq, a predicted model, not a curated record
AUGCGCCCAAGUUUUAAUCUCUACGGUGGGAAAAAGACACCUGCGACAAAACAAAGGUGGGGGUGGCGGCCCUCGCGUCGCACCUCACGCCGUGCAACGACACGAGACAAAUACGGGGUGCGCUCCGAGGGGCCGGGUCCCAAGUUCCAGUCGACCGGUGUUCCCCGGGGCCCGCUCCUCAGGGCUCACCCAACUUCCUCCGGAAGGGGCGCUCUGCCUCUAGUCGCUCGCCGGGCUCCCAGCCCCGACCCCAGACCCCUCGGACGUCCCCAUAGGCCUCGCUGGCGCCCCAACCGCCCACCCUCCGCUCCCCCCGCCGUGGCGGCCCCGACCCCAAGCCGGUGCCUACUACUCCCAACGGCGGGCUGGGGGCGCGGGCGCGGCGGGCGCUGCGGGCUGGAGGGCGGGAACCGCGGAAGAGAGGGCGCCCCACUUCCCCGCACCGCCCGGCCAGGCCCGCCGCGCACUGACCGGCUCGGGACAGCCCAGGCCCCUGGCGGCGAGCGCCGGACUCCUCAGCUUCGCUCUGCCACACCGCGCAGCCGCCGCCCGCGUCUUUUGUUGUCGCGGGUUCUCCUGGCAACCAGCGAAGCCCGCCUCCCGCCGCGUCCUCUCCUGGAUGCCGCGUCCUGGCCCCGCCCCCGAUCCUGGCCGCGCCCCCAAGCCCGCCGCGCAAGAGUCCUGCGUCCCCAGGAAGUCCGCAAAGGGCCAGCCCUUGGGCUUGCCUGCAAACCCGAGAUGUGUCCCACCAACGCGCUGGGACCGGUCUGUGAGGCCUGAGCGCAAGUAUCUUUCCACGGGUCCACUGAAGAACUCUGCAUAUGUCCCAUGGGAGACCAGCUUUGGGAUGCUUGUCCUACAGAGAAAAACAUCCAUGCCCAGUCCACUUUACCAGAAAAGCAGUAACAAACAGAAGAUUACAGUUAGACCAAAUUAAAUAAAGAAAUAUGUGCCCUUUUUGCCUAAAUCAUCUUCCCUCACCCACAUUUUGAGAAAGCUGGAUCCAGGAAAGAAAGGAAGUAUUAAGGAAACCACAGAUCAUACCUCUUCUCCCACUUUAA